CUUGGAUGCAGCUGCUCGGCCAUGGAAACCCAUUCCAUGAAGCUCUCUACGCACUGUUGUUGGGCUCAUCUGAAGGCCACACCAAGUUUGGAGGUCUUUAGCUAUUGACUCUGCAGACAGUUGGCAACUUCUGCGCACUGUGCGCUUCAGCAUGCGCUGACCCCGCCCUGUCAUGUGACGUGGCCUACCACUUGGUGGCUGAGUGGCUGUUGUUUCCCAGUGGCUUCCACCUUGUUAUAAUCCCACUAACAGUUGAGCGUGGAAUAUUUAGUAGCCAGGAAAUGUCACGGAUGGACUUAUUGCCCAGGUGGCCACCUAUCACGGGACCACGCUUGGAGUCACUGAGCUCCUGAAAGCGACCCAUUCUUUCACCAAUGUUUGUAGAAGCCGUCUGCAUGUCUAGGGGCUUGAUUGUAUACACCUGUGUCCAUGGAGGGGAUUGGAACACCUGAAUCACAUGAUUGGGAGGGGAUUGGAACACCUGAAUCACAUGAUGUGGAGGGGAUUGGAACAAAUGAAUGACAUGAUAUGGAGGGGAUUGGAACACCUGAAUCACAUGAUAUGGAGGGGAUUGGAACUCCUGAAUCACAUGAUUGGGAGGGGACUGGAACACUUGAAUCACAUGAUAUGGAGGGGAUUGGAACACCUGAAUCACAUGAUAUGGAGGGGAUUGGAACACCUGAACCACAUGAUUGGGAGGGGAUUGGAACACCUGAAUCACAUGAUUGGGAGGGGAUUGAAACACAUGAAUCACAUGGUUGGGAGGGGAUUGGAACUCCUGAAUGACAUGAUUGGGAGGGGAUCGGAACACAUGAAUCACAUGGUUGGGAGGGGAUUGGAACAUCUGAAUCACAUGAUUGGGAGGGGAUUGGAACACAUGAAUCACAUGGUUGGGAGGGGAUUGGAACUCCUGAAUGACAUGAUUGGGAGGGGAUCGGAACACAUGAAUCACAUGAUAUGGAGGGGAUUGGAACAUCUGAAUCACAUGAUUGGGAGGGGA
Messenger RNA from Staurois parvus, 1000 nucleotides. The record is from the annotation of a GenBank genome assembly. Lineage: Eukaryota; Metazoa; Chordata; Amphibia; Anura; Ranidae.